This is a messenger RNA of Argentina anserina (silverweed cinquefoil), 563 nucleotides long. Its product is annotated as metallothionein-like protein 1. Lineage: Eukaryota; Viridiplantae; Streptophyta; Magnoliopsida; Rosales; Rosaceae. The coding region runs from base 109 to 333 and encodes 74 amino acids. The record is from RefSeq and is a predicted model, not a curated record. The transcript is spliced from 3 exons. Gene Ontology annotation, molecular function: metal ion binding.
UAUAAAUUGCAGUUCAGGCCUUGCUAGAGAACUCAUCCCAGACUUUUGAGUGAAUUCAUUAUUGAAGAUUAACAUUUUAUCUUCACUCCCAAAAACCUUUUGAAAAAUAUGUCGUGCUCAGGAGGCUGCCAAUGUGGCUCUAGCUGCUCAUGUGGAUCGGACUGCAAGUGCGGAAACUACCCCAAUCUUGAGAGCAGCACAACAGCAACUAUCAUCUCUGGGGUUCCAUCAACCACCAUGUACUUUGAGGAGUCUGAGAUGAGCUUUGGUGCUGAAAAUGGCUGCAAGUGUGGCCAAAACUGCAGCUGCACCUCAUGCGGCUGCAACAAAUGAAAGAAGCUAGGCUAUGAGCUGUACCUCAGCAGCCUAUAUAAAUAAGAAAAUAUUGUCAAAGAUGAAUUCUCUAGUUGGAUUGGCGACUAGUUUAUUAUAUAUCUUAUAAAAUAAGAUUUGGUCUUCAGGGUCUUGUGAUCUGCAAAUCCACAUUUCCUAGCUUAGCUGGGAUUUGCGAUUUGUGUUGUGGUUUGCCACCUUAAAUCUUAUGCAUGUUACAGUUUUCUUAA